Messenger RNA from Symbiodinium sp. CCMP2592, 2805 nucleotides. Lineage: Eukaryota; Dinophyceae; Suessiales; Symbiodiniaceae. The record is from the annotation of a GenBank genome assembly.
AUGUCCACGUCGACGGUUCAUUGGAGCCCGGGCGAGGCAUCUCUUGGUCGAGCCAGCCUGAACUCCAUCCUUGGCGGAAUUCACAACCGCCUGGACGUCACGGAGGAGAUGAUGAAGGCUGCGACCAUCGGUCGAAGCUCCGAGUUGGGUCCGAACUGGGAACCACCUGGCAUGGUGUCUCGGAAGAUCGCCUCGAUCCUCACAGAAGGGGGCCGCCGGCCAGACGACGACUCUGCGAAGUCUCAUCGGGAGGUGGCCCAGUACAUGAAGGCCAUUCAGGAAGCCGCAAAGAAGGAGCCUUCCCGGAUCACUCGCCUCGCCGAGGAGCCACGGCGGCCGGCGCAGAGCCACUCGGAGCCACGUCUGCCAGCCCGUGAGACACCGUGGCGCACCAUGUUGCCCAGGCGGGCACCCAGCACUGCGCUGCUUGCUGCGGGAACGGCUGCGGCGGGACCCGUGCAGGGGAAGGCAUCCAAUGGCUACGACACUGGCAAGGUGCCAAAAAGAGUCCCAUUAUCCUGGCAGCCGAAGGAGCCGUCGCUGGCGAGAGACAGCUUCAAUGCAAUGACGCGCAAUCAGAACCUCGAUGUCACUGAGGUGAUGAUGCGAAAUGCCAUGAUGGGGAAAGCAGCGAUGAUGGGUCCGGAGUGGGACCCACCUGGCAUCGUUUCCAGGAAGAUUGCGGGAAUCCUUUUCCCGGAGGGAGUCUCUUUCCAUAGCACGGAAGAGCAGGAAAGAUACGUGGCGAAAUGGUGCAGGGACCGCGCCGGGAUGGACCCCGCCAAGCUGCCCAUCACGUUUCGAUGGUACGAAGCCAGCUAUGUGGAGGCCGUGCGGAGCAUUUUCCCUUCUGGUGACAAUGCAGAGGUUCUCGCAGAAUGCGAGAAAGAUGUUCUCGUGUUGGAGGAGCCCGAGCAUCUCUGCUGGUAUCACAAUGGCCCCAGGUGGACCGAGCUCUACCGUCAUGUGAUUGGCGUGGUGCAUACCAACUACCAGGCCUAUCUGGAGAAAAUGGAGUACGAGGGACUGAUGAGCAGUGCCACGAUCCGCGAUAGCCUGUUCUCAACCUUCACGACGAUGGUCUGCAGCGCGUACUGUGAUGUGACCAUCAAGCUCUCCUCAGCAGGGAUGUCUCUUCCGAACGAGGUGAAAUACAACGUGCAUGGUGUGCGGAAGGAGUUCUUCGAGGGCGCGCGGCGCGCCGAUGUGAAGCGGAAGAGGCUGCGCCUGAAGCCCCAGAAGAGCGCCAACCAGGUUUAUUUCAUCGGCAAGGCUGUCAAGCCAAAGGGAUGGGUCAGACUGAUCAAGCUGCUGGGCAAAUUGCCCACCGGAGAGGGCUGGGCUGACUUCGCCGUGGAUGGCUUCGGAUCUGGUGCGGAUGCAGAGGAGAUUCAAGCAAUGGUUCAGACCUUGAACGAGGAGCACAAGACAGAUCAUCCGGUAAUGAACAUGUCUGCGGGCCUUGACCAUGCGGACAAGCAUUUCGACCAGUACAAGGUUCUCCUGAAUCCUUCUACGACCGAGAUGCUAUGCACCGUUACGGCGGAGGCGCUGGCACUUGGAAAGCGGGUGGUGCUGCCCGACCAUUCGUCCAACGCGUACUUCAAGGCAAACUUCGCCGACAGAUGCCAUUUCUUCGACCUGCAGGAGCUUGGCUCCUUUGAAGCGGCCCUACAGGCGGCUCUCGGCGCAGAGGGGCCAACGCCGCUGCCUGCUGAAGCUGAGGAGAAGCUUCGUUGGGAAACGGCAUCGGAGAGGUUCUACGAUGCAUCUCAGGUGCACGUCCUUUCAGGGAGGCUCUCCCGGCCAUCAGAGGCCAGAGGAGCAAAGCUAGCCUACGAACUGCACAGCCGCUUCCAGACGGACACCCCGGCCAUGUCUGCAGCUUUGAAAUCUGCCACUUUGAAGGAAUCUGGCUCGUGGGACACCGUUCUGGAGAGCGGCCCCGGCAGCGAUCUGCUGGCGCGGCUGAAGCGUUUCACCAUGUUGGAGCAAACCACUGACUUCGAUGACACGUCUUCCAAAGUCAACGAGGCUGCAGUGAUGGGCGGCGUGACGUCCAUCGCCGAUUGUGUUGGCGAGAACGAGCUGCCAAAGGCUCGCCGCUUGCCACCGAGUAAACUGCGAGGAGGCUUCAUGCAGUCUAUCCUGGAUUCAGACGCAUGCGGAUUCCAGUCCCGAUGCGAUUGCGCUGAAGCAAGUUUCUCCGACGAGCGCCAGAAGUACCGAAUGAACAAGCCUCGUCGCGACUCGCUGCUUGAGGAGCUCUUUGCUGCUCACGAUCUGAACAAGAAUGGGCUCUUGGAGGAGUUGGAACUGAUUCAGCUGAACAAGAAGAUUGUUCUGCUCCACUAUGGUCGAAACGCGGACCUGGAUGCGGUCAAGAGUAAGUACCAGGACAUUUUUCGCAGAAACCUGAGUACUACUGGGGAGCCAGUCAACUUUCCCGUCUUCCGGGACUACCUUCACCAGGUGCUCAACUCCAUCGAUCCGGAUCCUACUGCCCAGGAGAUGAUAUUGGAGCAGUGGCUAGCAGAGGCUCAAGCCGCCCGCCUGAUGUUCCACAUGCCGUCUGUGAUGAGCGUGUCGGAUCUGCCUUUCCUGUCCACUAUCUCCUUCGACCAGGAUGACCUGGAGUACAAGCCUUCAAGCCGGCGCUCGGUGGACACGGCUUCCACAACGGCAUCCGUUUCUAUGCCAGUCGUCUCAACAGCACCUAUCCGCUGCACCUCCUUCGUCCACACCGGCCCACCGACGGAGGACGAGAAGGCCUAUUUUCGAGCAUGGACCUGUUGCCCAGAGUAA